Prorocentrum cordatum is the source of this 3377-nucleotide messenger RNA. The record is from the annotation of a GenBank genome assembly. Lineage: Eukaryota; Dinophyceae; Prorocentrales; Prorocentraceae.
UUUUUUCCCAGACGCAGCAAAGCAUGGCAAGAAAGCGGAUGAUCAGCUGCCCCUUGCAAGCGGAAUCCGGUUAUGAUACAUCGCGCAACUUCGGUGUGAAAGUGUGCGCAACUGCCGCCAAGUAGCGAAGUCUCUGCAUUCUUCUGUCCGCAACUGCCGAAAAGUAGGAAACUAUAACCCACAAUUGGGGGGGGGAGCUCGGGAGCUCGACCCAAAAUGAAAGGCAAUACCGGGCGAAAUCCGGAACAGUUUCGCGCUCUGUCGGCGCAGUCCCUUCGAUCGUUUGGGGAUCGACGAGUUCUAGCAGAGUCAAUCUGUCUGCGAUCAGGAUGAAGAAAUGGAGCACCUAAUUAGCGGCUCUCGUCUGCGGAGCCUCCGCAGAAAAUCACCUAAGCCAGAAACUCCUGCAGCGCACCCAUGUCAGGACUUCUUUGUCUUCCUCUGAGGCUCUGAGGGGGACGGGCGAGCGCCUGGCAGGCACUGAAAGAUGUGGCGGGAUCGAACAACAAUCAACGCCAACGCGCCCGCGAUUGCCGCAAAAUUGGGGGGGCGGCACCCCAUGUCGUCUGUCGCUCAGAUCCACUUCGACGGCUGGUGCCUGCUUGGCUAGACCAAUACAAACAAACUGGGGGGAGCUUGGGAGCUCGACCCAAAAUAAAAGCAGGCCACGCUGCCAGACCGCAGCAACGACGUGAAAUAUGGCUGGGCGGCCUCUUGGAGGCCUAGGAAGGUCGGCGAAUGUGCCAGGGGCGUCCACCGAUCAACGGCAUACCGAGACGUCCGUGGGAGGCACUGAGUCCUCCAGGCCACGGGGAUCUCACCCACAGUUCCGGGAACCCUUGCUUCCAUGUGAACUUGUGAAAAACAACAUAAUGUAUUACCCCCCGUAAACAUCCGUGACAACGGGAGGCGCGUGGUAGGAUCUGGCCGCCGUGUGGCGGGCUCGGACAUGGCACUGACAGUAGUGACGGAAAUAGCAAAACUAAUGAUAGUAGGAGCACUGGUAACGGCCACGAAGACGACGAGGUAAGCAACUGCAGUUGUAGCAAUCAUGGCAGGACACGCUGGACGAGCUCCCGAUUAAUCAUGCCUGACUCCAAUCGUCACAACAGUCUGGCUACUGGUUAAACUUGUAAUGCUGUACGCUGCGUGGCGGCGGAGAGAACGUGGCCGGUGGAGCGAGCCGUGAUUUAUCUUACUGCACCUCCCUCCCCAGAAUGUCCUCCCAAGCGUAACUCCUUGAAACCACUCCUCCAUCACUCGCGCCGCUUGCAAACUGGCGCACAUGGCGCGGCAGGAGGCCGCAGCUGUCUGCGCCCGGGCGGGCACGUAUUGCAGUAACCAUGCGUCAUGUAGGUUUCUCUUUUUACGACUGGGAUUCAGCAUCGCCUGAUGAGCCUGAUGCGUGAUGACGCGGUCGGUAAUCCACAAGUUCUUCGAAUUGAUUGUAUAACGAAGUCAUACUCCCUUGGCGAACAAACCCAGUUGGCAUUCGAAGGAACUCUCCGGGUUCGAAUAUAUCAUCGUCGGGAUCCAGUCUCGUUGGGAACAGAUGCAAGUUCCACAAGAUGAGGAGAACGAGGUAGAGCACGAGACUGGCCAUCCAAAGACAUCUGUCUCUCGUGCUGCCGUUGAAGAAUUCGGAACUCGCUGCAUUGAUGAGCCCUGCCGCGAACCCUUCGUGAAAUCCCAUACACGUGAACGAAGCAAUGACUGCGCAGAGCUCGGUGACAACACGGGCGAAAGGGUACAAUUCGAAUUUAGAUCGCGCGACGUUCAUGAGAUAGAGCCUCACGGGGUAAACCGUAGGAUAUAUACCGAAAAAACUUAUGGCGCAGGUUGCUGCUUUAGUUAGCAUCUGUUGGGCAAGUUGACUUCCUGCUCCAAGCUCAAUCUCUGCAGCCAUUUCGCGCGGCAUUCCAUCACACCCGAAUACAUUAAAAGCCGAAGAAAACAACCACGGCAACAUCAACAACAAGCAACAACGGUAUGGGAUAAGUGUGGCUGACCCUGUAGAAUUUUCUAUGUGGUUGCUGAGCCUCUCAUUGACGAAUUCGUCAAAUGCUACAAUGGGGUAUUCGUAGUCCUUCCACAGAUACUUGAUCAUAUCCGCAACGACCUCACGAUCGCUCUCGAAUCUACACUUCGCUCUUCCGAACGCGAACUCUCUACACUGAGACAACAUGUUUGACUGUAUGUCUAACUUGGUGCGAGUAGCAUACCAAGUGGGUACAAUCAACGGCAAAUACGCGACAAUGAAGGUGCAGCCUACGCCAACGAAGAGCGACGAAAACGUCAACAAAGAGGGUUGUUCAACAAUACCUGUUGAAGCAAUGUACUCUGCUACAUGGGGGAUCCAAACGAAAAGCUUGCUGGAUACAAUGAUGCUGACAACGUUUAGAGUCAUUGUUACAAUGAUCCAUGGCGCAAACCAAAGAGGAAGCAUGUCAAGCCUGGCAGCUCCGUUAAUCGCUGCAAAGGAUGCGACCUCGGCAUUGCACCACAAGCGUUCGAAAUAUGUAUCGCUCCACAGGACAAUCAUCCGAUCCGACUUUGCAACAAAUUCUGGAAUGGCAGUGACACCCUUAAUCUGUAGGUCCUUGCGAGUCUGAUGGAUGCUCAGCUUAUCCAGCCACAUGGUUUGAAUGGGAACUCGAACCAUAUGGCCACAAAACAACACGACAACAAAUACCAACAUUGGGACGCCCAAGAAUACCAUGAGCAUACCUGGUUGCGCGUUCAUUCCAAAUGGGCCGUUGAUGAUCACCAUUAUGCAAAUUGUCACAAUCCAAGCACCGACGCUAGCAAUGACAGCCGACUCAAUGUUCAAGUAAUAAUACAAUGCCAGAACCUUGAGUCCACGAUCCGCUGCCCACACGUGGCUCAGAAACGCUCCAACUCGUUCUACUUGCUGACAUGCGUAAUAUACCUGGUCAGCUGCUUCAUGCGCAUCGUUGUUUGCAUCGAGGAGACCAGCGGGCGAUAAUUGCGAAGUCGCUUUGGCAGCAGCCGUUUCGAACGCUGAUCUACUAAACACUUCCCCGAAGCAACGUAGAACACGCUUGGGGUGGACAGCGCGGAACAAGUCGGGCUGAUCUUUCAGAAAGAAGCGCCUGCGUUCAGGCAUGCCACCUUCUUCUACUUGGUCAACUGCUUCAUGCGCAUCGGUCUUUAGAUCGAAGAGAACAGCAGGUUUGUCCGCAACCUUCUCGAACGCCGAUCUACGGAACACUUCUCCGAAACAACGUAGAGCACGGUUGGGGUGGAGAGCGCGGAACGAGUAGGGCUGAUCUUUCGAAAAGAAACGCCUGCGUUCAGGCAUGAGUAACAUCUAAAGCAAUUCAACCUUGGGAGUCAAGGUCAUGAGCCAAAAUGGC